Molecule: messenger RNA, 666 nt
Organism: Rotaria sp. Silwood1
Lineage: Eukaryota; Metazoa; Rotifera; Eurotatoria; Philodinida; Philodinidae
Source: the annotation of a GenBank genome assembly
AUGGCAACAGCAACGACAAAUGAUCGAGCAAAAUGUUUUACAUGUGAAAAAGAAAAGAUUGUAUAUCUAUGCGGUGGAUGCUCGAAAAAGUUUUGCUUGAACGAUUUAACAGAACAUCGUAAAGAUCUUGGCAAACAAUUUGAGGGAAUUGAAAAUGAUCGUGAUCAGUUUUACCAAAAACUUGUUGAACAAAAACAAGAUCAAAGACGGCUUCCAUUGAUGCAACAAGUUGAUAAAUGGGAGGAAGAUUCAAUUAAGAAAAUAAAACAAACAGCUGAAGAUUGUAGACAAACAUUAAUUGAAUAUAAUAAUAAACAUUUUAUUGAAAUAGAAAAAAAAUUAUCUCAAUUAACUGAACAAUUAAAACAAAGUCGUCAAGAAAAUGAAUUUAAUGAAAUUGAGUUAGACCGAUUCAAAACAAUUUUAACAAAACUAGCAGAAGAACUUGGUCAACCAGCAAAUAUAAAGAUUCAACAAAAUUCUACAUCAUUAAUAAACAAACUUUCAGUUGUUGUAUCAUCUGAAAUUAGUCAAGAAAAUCAAUUUCAUGAAAUUGAUUUUAACCACUUUAACAUAGAAGCAUCAGAAGACCUUUUUCGAUCCUCAAGAUAUCCAACCCCCAGAGUUUCUAGUGCAUCAUAUGGUAAGUAUGAUAUUAUUAAAUGA